AAAGAUACUUUUGUAAAUUACAUGAAAACUCUGCUUAUACAUGGAUUAUUUUAAUUUUAAAAACAAAAGGUCAAGUUGUUGUUUAACCCUCCCACUUAUAAAUCUGUUCCAAUCAGUUGAAACUCCUGUCUUUACACAGGUUUUCAACAACUAAUUAGCAUGGUGUGAUGUUCCAUCAUGCUUGAAACAAACAAGAAUUAUCCCAAAUUCCACGUAACAGGACAGAACAACUACAGGUCUGUACUUUGAAAUCUGCUGUUAUGAAAAGUGAAAGCAAACUCAGUCAGUGUCAGGCGCUCCUUCAGUGUAAUAGGAACCACAGCAUAGAGAGAAGUGUGCACAUUGCAAAAGUUACACAUGUCGGAAAUGUAGGAAGGACGGUCCUUGGCAGUGUGGGAACUGUUAACAUUUGAAUUUGAUGAUUGUAUAUAGCACGGAACUGACCUCUCUGUUCUGUUCUUUCCUCUGCAUGUCCUGGAGUACAAAAGAAACACCAUGCACCAAAAUGUGGAGAUUGGGCAAGAUCGGAAAAAAAAACCAAAAAAAAAACCACAGUCAUUGGUUAUAAGCGCAAGAAGGCAUGCGAAUUAAUAUGAAUAAUGUUGCAUCCGUGCUACAGUGUUUUCCGAAAUGUACUAUACAGGUCAUACAAUGAGUUAUUCCAAAUAUCAUAUAUACCUAUGUGUCUGUUUUUUAUCAGUGCAGCUUUGACAUCAUGGACCAUAAGGUGCAUACUAAUUCAGCGUGAGCAGGAACACUCAAUAAGUCUGAAUUAAAAAGAAAUCAUGUGACGGUGAGAUACGAAGAAGGCAGAUGCCACCAGCAUUUGUGUGUCAGCUUUUAUCCCUCCAGAUCAGAGAAUUUCCAGUUCCAUUGUUUCAAAACACCACUCACAUCUACAGUUGUUCCCAGUUUCAAAUAAAAACUAACAGUGUUAGAUCUGGGGCGGGGGGUGGGUGUUGUAUCGUGAUUGUGACAGAGAAUAAAAGUAAAAAAAGUACUAUAAAUUUACACCGGCUAUUACAGACACAAAUCAAAUGUAUGUUUUUAUUGUAUAAUAUUAACAAUAAGAGCAGCUCACUACUCAAAACAGUGGUGGGUUGGGGGGUCUGGUAUAGCAGGCUGCUUGGGCUUAUAGACACAUUUACAAGACAAAAGACACUGACAGACAGGUGCAAAGGGAUAUAAUGUGGGCCGGGUAUACGAGUUUUUUCGCAGGCUUUGGUAAUUCUAGUGUUAAAGUGGCAAGGGAUAAAAGAGUUUUUUUCAUAGUCUUCAGAUUCUUGUGCUAGGAAUUUCUUUUGUGGUUACAUCCAUACAUAUAAGAAGGUACAUAGAAUUGAACAACACAAUAUACAACGCAUUACACCAUCACAAUAUUAUUUAUACAGUAGUAGUAAUAAAUAUAUGGCACAAGACACAGGUAUAUAAAAUGAUAUAAUAAACUAGAACUUUACUCCUGUCCAGAAAUAUAUUAAGUAAGCCCUAUAUAAAUAAAUAUAAUAAAAUGAACACCAAAUAAAAAUAAUUUAUAUUUAAUGGAGGCGUGUAGAAUCAAAAAAGAAAGGGAUGAACCAGAGACUGUUUAUAUAAUAGUGACUGCUAUUAAAAAGAAACUGUUUACAUGUCUAGUAAUUUUUGCUUUCAGUGUUGGUUAAAGUUGUUACAUUGUUAUGAUAUUAUUCUAGAUUUUAAACUAGAAUAUCUUGUUUUUGAUGUGAACAAAUCAGUGAUUCAAAGAUUCGAAUCAUUUUGGUGAAUUGAACCAAAUGAAUCGAAUCACUAAAUAGAAUCAUUCUGCACAUUACUAGUACUUAUCCUUAUGCAUAAAAGUCAUACUGGGGCUAAUAUGGCCAGGCUACCUUGUAAUGUCACUAUGUAAUAGGGGUUUAAAGAAAAAGAUCUAGUGUUCGUCACCGACAACACAGCAAAAAUGCUUGUUGCAGCGCAGGUACCUGGCUUUUCUCACAUUAAAUGCUAUAUGCACACAUUAAACUUGUUGGGUCAGCCCACAAUUAAUCUACCGGCCAAUGCACAAUAAGACACGUCCCUGGGUUUUCCCACAAAAGUACCCAAGGCCUUCAGGCUUUGCAGCAAAAGCAGAAAUUGAUGGAUCUUCCACAGCAAAGGCUGGUUACCGAUGUGCCAAACUGGUGAAACAAUGCAUUUGAUAUGGAUGAAUGUUUCCUUGAGCAGCAACAUGCAAUCACUGCUGCACUACCGACCCCCAAGAUGAGGAAGAACAAGAAGGAGAUUGUGACUUUCACAGAGUCAGUUAUAACAAAUGCAGAAGCAUUUGUUGUACAAACACUGAAGACAGCAUGUUAGUUAUGUUAGAUGACACUCACACCCACACUCUUGGUCAUUGCCCCACUUCACAUACAGCUUCUGCAGGACACACAUGGGAGUCUGGGAGAUAACCUCUUUGUCAGAGGUAUAAAUGAUGCUCUUCACCAGGACCUGAAGAAAUGGUAUGCAAGUGAGCAGGAAAUGGCCACACUUUAUAUGGCAUCAGCCAUUGAUGAAAGAUUUAAAUCACUACCAUUCCUUUCAGAGAAUGAGAGAUUAAAAACCUAUACAAGAAUGGUCCAAGAAGCUACAGCAGCAGAGCAGCAGCAAGCACCUCAUUUAAACUGAAAUUUAUAAAUCUUUGUCAAAUAUUAUAGGUUUGCAAUACGGUUUAAAAUGUGUUUCUUUUCAGUAGCUGACUAUGCAUUCAGAGUAAAAUAAUGCUUCUCUUAGUGUGUGUGCGUAUGUGUGUGUGUGUGUGUGUGUGUACUUGCAUUACUAUCUUAAAGGGGACACAAGCCUGACUGCACACCAACACAGUGAGGACCUCUGACCAAGUGGGGACCAAAAAUGAGGUCCCCAUAAUUCUGACCAUUAUAAUUAAUGCAAAAUUGCUUCCUAAGGGGUGUACCAUCAAAAUCUACCAUGACCCCAAAAAUCGUAUUUCUUUGAGUAAAAUUUGUGUGUGUGUUUCGAGGCUGGCUGCUCACAGUGUGUAAAACCCCCUACAGGCACUUUACGGUACUGCAGGGUUAAGCACACUUUUGGUCAUGGGGCAGCCACAGCGGAUGUUACAGUUAGGUGCCUGCAUAUGGAGGAAAGAUUGAAAGAGUGAAAGGAUAAAUUACAAACUGUAAAAAAAAGGUAAACAGUAUUUUAAUACAUGUGAUGUUAGAGUAAGUAGUUUAACGUUAUUAUUAUUAUUAGCCAAUGAAGAUGACGUUUUUAUCUACUUAAAGCUUUGCUUGGAUAAAAGUUUGCCAGGAUAUGUUGUGUUUGUUCGUUUUUAAGAAGACCCUGCUUGGCUAUUUUUAUAUGUCGGCUUUAUUAUACAUUUCAUUUUAAAACACAAAUUAUGCGUGUUUAUAUUCGGGAGUUUAUAUGUACAUGUGUGUAUAUAUAUACUGUAUAUAGACGUAUGUUGAAAAUGAGAAGACAACGAAUAAAUCCGGAAAGCGACGCUAUUCGGUAUGUGAGGUCAUCUUCGGACAAACGCGGAUUGGAAAUUAAAUUUAUCAAUUCAGAGAAAGGUAAGUUGUUUAUAACCAAUUUUUUUUCUUUAAUUAUUAACCUCGCAUUUAUAUUAGCGAAGUACGUUUGACAUACUCGGUCGUUCGCAGGACGUGGAGUGUUUGCGGUGGAGGCAUUGGAAAGGGGUGACUUUGUGGCAGAGUACCGCGGUCAGCUAAUAGACAGGGCUGAAAGUGAGAGGAGGAGGCGAGUGUAUCAUCCUGCCGCUGCCGUCUUUCUUUUCGACUUUAAAUGGAAUGGUAAAAGUUGGUGCAUUGAUGGAGCCAAAGAUGAUGGCUCUGUGGGAAGAAUGAUAAAUGACAACCACAAAAGUCCAAACUGCAAAAUCAAGAAACUGGCAGUAGAUGGAAUGCCACACCUCUGUCUGUUUGCUUUAAGAGAUAUUCUUCCUGGUGAAGAAAUCACAUACAGCUAUGGAGAUGGACCAUGGCCUUGGAGAAAGCAGGGAAAAGAAAAAGCCACCAUUAUAUCAUCACCAUUACAGACAAAUGACAAGGGCACUGGGGAAAGGGAUGUUGCCCAAAGCCAGAUCUUGGCUCAACAGCCUACACUGGCACAAGUAAAAGGCACUCUUGCUAUUGAUGAACAGAACCCUGAUGGAAGAGAGAAGGCCCUCAGUCAUAGCUUAGCUGAAAAGACUUCUGAACCUCAAGAGAAAGAAGCAGUUGUUACUAAUGAGCAGACUGAAGACAACAGUGGAUCUGACACUGAACCAGUUUCUUUAGAAAAGAGUGAGCUUGAUUGUACUGUGCCAAAACUUAGGCGCUCUGACAGUGUUAUUGUGAGUGAAGAGAUGCUUCAGAACUGUUCCGAGUCAUCAGAUUCCAGUAUGAACCAAAGCGAUGAUGACUACAUUCCUAAGUCAUCAGAAGAGAAUAGUCCAGACUGCAGUAGUGACAGCUUAUCAGCAUACAUGAGUGACAAAAUAGAUAAAGAUGAGAAAUCCUCUGCGUCAUGUUCCACAUAUGAUAGACCUGUACCUGAUUCCACUGUUUCAGACUCUGAAAGCAAAGAAUAUGAUCCAGUAUCUGUAAAGGCAGUUUCUGUAAAAACUGGUGGAGGAAGAGUAUAUGACAAAAAACAGUUUUGCCUUUUCUGUGGUAAGUCCUAUGCAAAAAUUGCCAGGCAUAUUGAACAAAUUCAUCACAAUGAGACUGAAGUUGCUAAAGCUCUCCAGUUUCCAAGAAAAUCAAAAGAAAGAAGACUUCAAAUAGAUCUUCUUCGAAACAGAGGCAAUUUUGCUCACAAUGUGGAAGUUUUAAAAAUGGGGAAAGGAAUGCUCGUACCUCGAAGACAACCUAGAAAUUGUUUGCCAUCUAAAGAUUUUGCACAUUGUUUAAAUUGUCAGGGUUUUUUUUUAAGACACAAUCUUUGGCGACACAUGAAACAUUGCAAGCUUAGAAAACGUGAUCAACCAAAACCUGGAAAAAAUAGGGUCCAGUCUUUGUGUGCAUUUGCUGAACCUGUGCCUCCUGGUGUUGACAGUGGCCUUUGGAAGCUAAUGAGUGAAAUGAUAAAAGAUGACAUUUCACUUAUAGUCAAGAAGGAUCCUUGCAUUUUACAAAUAGCACGACAUCUCUUUAACAGGCUCGGUUCAGACAUAUCUAAACAUGAAUACAUUCGUCAGAAGAUUAGAGAGCUUGGUCGUUUGUUGUUAUGUGCAAGACGAAUAACACCAUUGCAAAAUAUGAAAGACUUCAUAAUUCCAUCUAGCUUUCCACAUGUAGUAACAGCAGUGAAAUGUGUUGCUGGGUACGACCAGGAGAGUGGCACAAUGAAAACUCCUUCAUUAGCACUGAAGCUUGGCCACAGCCUUCAGAAAAUAGCAAAUAUAGUGGAAGCCCAGGCAAUGGUAGAAGAAAAUGAAAUGAUGGUAAAAAAUGCUCAAAGCUUCCGAAAAAUUUAUGAAACCCAGUGGAAUGAGCUAAUUUCAUCUGUAGCCCUAAGAUGUUUGAGAGAGUCAAAGUGGAAUGCACCUCAGCUUUUGCCUUUUACCGAAGAUGUGAAAAAAAUGCAUUUGUAUCUUGAUGACAAACAGGAAGAAAAUUACAAAAAUCUUCUAGCUGAGGCCUCUGCAAGAAACUGGGCAAGCCUUGCAAAAGUCACUUUAACACAAAUUAUUUUGUUUAAUCGCAAAAGAGAAGGAGAAGUUUCCAGAAUGCUUCUAAAUACCUUUUUGUUAAGAGAUGUAUCAGAUUUGCAUGGAGAUGUUGCUCUUGCUCUUUCGGAACUAGAGCAAAAGCUUUGCCAUCACUUUAUCAGAUUGAAAUUAAAGGCAAGCGUGGAAGGAAGGUUCCUAUACUGCUGUCACCAGCUAUGCACAGAGCAAUGAAGUUGCUUGCAGAAAAAAGAGAUGUUUGUGGUGUGCCAUGUGACAACAACUAUAUGUUUGCAAGACCUUCGGCUCUAUCUCAUUUUCGUGGAUCUGAUUGUAUUCGGCUUUUUGCCAAAGAAUGUGGAGCAAAAAGUCCUAAAAC
Messenger RNA from Erpetoichthys calabaricus (reedfish), 6017 nucleotides. RefSeq lists its product as uncharacterized. NCBI's taxonomy places the organism in Eukaryota, Metazoa, Chordata, Cladistia, Polypteriformes, Polypteridae. Gene Ontology annotation, molecular function: protein binding. The transcript has 7 exons. Bases 3830 to 5872 code for a protein of 680 amino acids. The record is from RefSeq and is a predicted model, not a curated record.